Messenger RNA from Temnothorax curvispinosus, 3791 nucleotides. Its product is annotated as transcriptional regulator of filamentous growth FLO8-like. Bases 1 to 2205 code for a protein of 734 amino acids. NCBI's taxonomy places the organism in Eukaryota, Metazoa, Arthropoda, Insecta, Hymenoptera, Formicidae. The transcript is spliced from 7 exons. The record is from RefSeq and is a predicted model, not a curated record.
AUGGGCAAGACGAGAGGCGUCCACGAGACGACUCCCGAAUUGAGGAAUCGGAUGGUGGGAAUGUACGAGGCCGGUCUGGGCCUAAGAGAAAUUGCCGCCGCGGUUAAUUGCUCGCAACGUACGGUGAAGAGAUGGCUGAAUAGAUUCGACAAGGAGGGCACGGUGGAGACGCGGGAUCGUUGCGGACGCAAAAGGGCCACCACUCGAGAGCAGGACGAAGCGAUCAUUCGUCUGGCCUCUGAAACGCCCAUAACGGCGGCGAAGGCAGUGCUUCCUGCGCUGGGACUCACCUGCUCCGUGGAUACCGUGAGAGAAAGGCUGCACAAGGCUGGAAUUCACAACUGGAGCCCCUCGCGCAAAUACAUGCAAAGGAUUCCGUUGGGUGAUGCGGACGGUGCGGCAAUUCAGCAGGCGGUAUGGCGGCCGACCGGCACCCAGUUGGGCAAGAAGAAAACUUCCAAGGACUCGAGCAGGCCUGAGAGACCUAGUGCCACGGUUAAAAAGAAGACACCUUCGAAAAAGGUCAGAUCUCGAAAGGCAUACUCCGGCGAUGGCGCACCGUCGGAAAGUCUGAAGCAAAACCAGAACACCGAGCAGCAGCAACAGCAGCAGCAACAACAACAGCAACAGCAGCAGCAGCAGCAACAAGGAUUCGUGUUUCCUCAGCAAAAUCUUCCUCCACUGCCUUCCGCUCCUCAAGUCACCGAGAUGCAACCCUCCACGCAGCCUGUAUCCACGAGUCAGACGGAGUUCGGCAACGCGUUGAGCUUGGUGCAACAACCGCAACCCAUCUAUCAGCAUCCGGGAUUGAGCAUGGUACAAAAUUGGCCGUUAGAUCUGGUGCAAGGCAGUCACCAUUAUCCACAGGGACAACCAAAUCCUAUGCCUCACGAGUCGCAGACGCAACUGCAAGAACUGCACACGCAGCAGGAACAGCAGCAGCAGCAGCAGCAGCAUCACGCGCAACAGGCCCAGCAGCACAUGCAGGCACAAGUGCAAGCGCGAUUGCAGGAUCAGCCGCAUCAGCAGAAUACUCACAAUCAGUCUCACCAUCACAAUCUCGAUCAGCAGCGAUUGUCGGUAGUAGAGCACCAGAUUCAGCAGCAACAUCAGCGUUUGCAGUCUGGCAUACCUAGUCCCGAGCAGACGAUCGUGAUUGUAGGCUCGGAUAGUUCGAACACUUGUAGCUCGAACGAGAAUAGCCAGUCGUCCUGCGAACCCCAACAGAGUGGUAGGGAAUCGUCGCGGAAAAGCCGUGAGAAAUCGGAGACGGUACGGCAGAAGAGAGCGAAGAAAGGCGGCAAAGCGAAGGGAACGUUGGAGACUAGCGUGGAGCUCAGGAACCGCAUGAUCGGAAUGUCCGAGGCCGGGCUGUCCACUCUGUCCAUCGCGCUGGCGAUCGAUAGAUCGGAACGUACUGUUAAAAGAUGGUUAGAACGUUGGCAUAAGGAAGGCAAUGUGCAAACGAAGGAACGAAAGGGUCGACGUCGAAUCACAACCAAGGAGCAGGACGAGGCCAUCGUCGCGAUGGCUACUCAGCAUCCUCUCACCGCCGCUAAAUAUGUAGCACCUGCGCUAGGUCUUAAGUGCAGUGUGGAUACAAUUAGAGAGAGGCUACACAAGGCUGGGAUACACAGUUGGAAGUUGGGCAAAAAGCAAGGCGAAGGCAAUGCAGUGCACACAGUCCACUUGUGGCAGCCGAGCGGCAAUCGCCCCAACAAGCCGAAAAUGCCGAUCGAAAAGAAGAAGAAAAGUAGUGAUAAGAAACGUAGUCAGAUAAUGAACAACAGUCAGAAACGCGUCGCGCGGAAAAAAAAGAGCAACGAACCGCCGCCACCACCAAAAACGACUCCGCCUCCGGCAAACAUAAUACCGCAACAGUCUGCAUUACCGUUCCAUAAUCCCGAGAACAUGGCAAAUUACGUUCCAGGUCCUAACAUAAUGGUGCACAUUCCCGCGCCGCCUUCUACCCUACCGCAAUCACAACUACCUCCGCCACCACUGGCACCGCAACCUAUGCAACCGAUGGGCCCGAUAAUGCAACAGAGACCGGACUGCAGAUUGGCACCGAUAGUUCCGCCCGUAUCGAGCUCGAGUAAUUCCGGCGUCGCCUAUCCGUCGUGCAUGGUCGGCGGCAGUAGUCACGCGAGUCACAUGGAGCAAACGGACCCUCUAAAUUACGAGCCGUACAUUUGGAGUUUUUAAAUACACCAGUAUAUAAUUUGAACCGCGUAAGUAGGACUGAAAAUAGAAAGGUUCAAGUUACGUUUGAACUUUGCCAUUUGUUAGAGCUCCGUAAAAUUAGGUUUGUACGAAAGACUCUGCAAUUGUGAAAGCUUUUGAGAGUCGAUGAUGCAAAGAUUCUGUCAAUACGAUUAAGAUAAGUAUUUUAACGGUUGCGACUUUUUGUGUACGAUUUAACUUAACAUAAAUUGCAAUAUUAGACGAUACGUCUGCACAUGUGCGUGCAUGACUGCAUGUGCAAGAAGAAAGCUCGGUGAUUUUAUUGUUAUAUAUCUGAGAAACGUUAUUAACUUUAUUAUUAUUAACUUUAAAGAGAGACUUUUACGGUGACAUACAGCGUUUAGACCAAUUUAAAUCAACAUGAAAACUAUAGUAUGUAAAUAUGAAAUCGUAUAGAGUAGAGCAAAGAUGUGCGUUACGUUUAUUUUGCUAUAUAUUGUCUCUUUAAAUAAUGUGCAGUAAUUAGAAAUUAUUGUAUAUUAAAAAUUGACUUUUAUACAACACGAUCAAACUUCAUUAAAUUAAGGUUUAGCAUUUAUGUUGUAAAUAUUUUUAAUGGCUGAAAGAAAAGAUCUGAAUAUCAAAUGAUUUCGGUAAAAGGCAAAUAUCUGCUGAUUCGGCAUAUAAACUACUUAUUAAUUAGCUGUGUAGCAUAGAAAAUCCAAGAAACUUCUUAACGAAUCCAGUGAUAGAUCUAUUUUCGAUAUAUAACUCCCCUAUUCGAUUAUUUCUUUGUAAGAGUUUUAUAUAUAUACAUCCAUAGAUGAUUUUAGAUAGUGUAUAUUCUAUAUAUUUAAUUAAUACGUAUGAAUCUGCUUUAAAACUACAGUACAAAUUGGAUUGUUCCAAUUAGAAAAGUGUGUAGCGAAUCAAUUUCAAACAGGCUGCCAAGAUACAUCCGAUGUGUAAACUAUCUUUUUUUCUAUCAUAUUUAUACGUGCACACAAGUUCUUUUAAAGUUUAACGUAGUCGUUACAGUAUCACAAGACUAUGUCACUGUUUCAUAUAUAAUGUUUAAUGUUGCCGUUACAUUAUCACAAGAUUAUGUCACUGUUUCAUGUAUACCAAUUUUUUAAAUGCAGCAUCCGACUAAAGAUCAGUGUCCAUAUUACACAAUUUUAGAUAUUAGAGUAAAUAGAUUUUACAUAUUACAAAAUUUCCUGUUCUAAAAGUUAUUUUUUUUUUUUUAACAAAGCAGUAUUCAUAUAGUUCGUCCGCAUACAAUUACCGGUGGUACAAAUGCAAAGUAGUGCACUAGUAAAAAUGUGAGAGAUAUUGUAGGUAAAUUUCGUCUAAUAUUUCAAAUGCCCAUUCAUUCAUGCAUUAAUAUUGAAUGGUAUAAAAGUAUUAUGUACGUCAUAUCAUUAUGAGUGAGAAUGUGUCUCGUUGUAUUUUGCAAUACGUGACAUUGUACGUCAGCGAUAUAUCGUAUCACGUAUUGUAUAUAUCACACGAUUAAUAGAAAUAUUUUCAACUACAUCCAUUGAGAUCUCCGCCUCGUUUUGUAUUUGUUUUAUAAGGGAAAAUAAAAAUGAUUACUAGACUCA